AUGGGUAAUUCGCAGCAGAAAGAUGUGGAUCUUUUAGAAACCUACAUAGAUCUACAUGAAUCUACGAUUCAGCAAAACAGUUCACAUUGUGAAAGGAUUUACAAUUUAAUGUUGGAACAUAACUCUUCUACCUUUGAGCCUGAAUCACCGAUUUUCCUUGACGAAAACAUCAACUUCACAGAUGCCUACGAAAAGUGCCUGAACCACUCGAUUCCCUAUGGACUCUUCAAUCAACCUUAUAUUCUACCAUGGUAUCAGCAGGUGCUAUGGACCUUGAUAUUUGGUGUUAUGAUCAUUGUGGCUCUCGCUGGAAAUCUUAGUGUUAUGUGGAUUAUUUUAGCCCACCGAAGAAUGCGAACUGUCACAAAUCUGUUUCUUCUAAAUCUGGCUAUUGCGGAUUUUUUGUUAGCAAGUGGCAAUGCGUCUUUUAACUUUGUUUUCAUGCUGAAUAGCCAUUGGCCGUUUGGUGGACCAUUUUGUGUGAUUAGUAAUUUUGUUGCUAAUCUAACUGUAUCUACAUCUGUGUUUACGAUACUUGCUCUCAGUUUAGACCGGUUCGUUGCUGUCAUUCGUCCAAUGCGUCCCCGCAUGACAAAACUAAUGGCAUGCUCAAUCAUAUUUUCCAUUUGGUUUCUGAGCAGUCUGUUUUCGCUGCCAUCCCUACUCUACGCUACGACGAUUACCUACAAGUACGCAGACGACGGCCAGCGGACGCUGUGCUACCUUGUCUGGCCCGAUGCCGCUUCUGGGAAAUCCUACUCGGAUCAUGUGUACAAUAUUGCAUUCUUAAUUCUUACAUACAUCAUACCUAUGACAACCAUGAUGAUCACGUACACUUGGGUAGGCUGCGUUCUCUGGGGUAGUAAAGUCAUAGGAGAAAACACUGAUCUACAAAAUCAAGUAGUCAAGUCUAAGCAGAGGGUGGUACACAUGUUGGUCGCAAUCAUGCUGCUUUUUGCGAUAUGUUGGCUACCGUAUCAUGUGUACUUCUUGUAUACGUAUUAUAACCAAGAGGUUUUGCACACACACUUCAUUCAGCACGUUUAUCUAGCAAUAUACUGGUUGGCAAUGUCAAAUUCGUGCUAUAACCCAAUUGUUUAUUACUUUAUGAACGCCAGGUUUCGAGGUUAUUUCCAAGACAUAUUUUGUUUCGCCAAACCUAUUGUUAAACCCUUCAAUGGCGUGGAAUAUGAUGGGACUCAUAAGUCAUUCCCAAUGGCACCAAUAUCUCCAUCAGAAAUUUCAAACAGAACUCGAUCGUGCAGAAUGAGUUUUCCGCGCGGUAAACGGAACUCAAACUCACACUUAUAGAGAACAAUAUUGUGGCUUUCAUAUGCUAAAGAGAGCUACUCUUAUGUGAACUUGUAAUUAAUCUUUACCGUUAAUUAUAUGAUGUGAUCCCAAUAACAUAAAUGACUGAAGGAUUAUGGU
Uloborus diversus is the source of this 1431-nucleotide messenger RNA. Its product is annotated as tachykinin-like peptides receptor 86C. Gene Ontology annotation, molecular function: tachykinin receptor activity. Gene Ontology annotation, biological process: G protein-coupled receptor signaling pathway. Lineage: Eukaryota; Metazoa; Arthropoda; Arachnida; Araneae; Uloboridae. Gene Ontology annotation, cellular component: plasma membrane. The record is from RefSeq and is a predicted model, not a curated record. The transcript is spliced from 5 exons. Bases 1 to 1311 code for a protein of 436 amino acids.